GGGAGAGAGAGAGUGUGUGUGUUUCAGGCGCAGUCAGCACUAAACUCCUCCACUGUCUUGACUCGCGGACGGGACGCAGAGAGAGUGUGUUUGUGUGUGAAUGUGUGUGUGCGCGGUGCGCCAUGAGUGUGUGAGGUGAGAUCCAGCAUGCAGAUGAAGAGCAGAAACUCCGGCGCGGCAGGAGAAGGCUCAGCGGCCGGGCAGGAGCAGAUGAAGCCGGUAGAGCAGGCGGAACGGGAGACGCUGAUGAUGGAGCUCUCGCGGCGGGUGCAGGAGACCGUCAGACACAGCAGCUGGUGGGAGAGGAGAGGCAUCGACUGCACCAUCCUCACUGCAGCCUUCAUCAGCCUGCCUGCUGGCUUUCUGCUGUUGUCUUCAUCGGAGCCGCUGUGUUUUCUGCUGGGUCUGCUGAUCAUGGGCUUCGCUCACGCUGCCAUCACUGUGAAAGGGACUCAUCUGGCCAGUCACGGGGCCCUCAGUGAGUCUCCGGCCUGGACGGACUUCUGGGCCAUCUUCUUCAUUGAGGUGUGUGGGUCGUUCUCUGCACGGGCCGGUGUUCAGGCUCAUGUGAAGAUGCACCACGCUCACACUAAUGUCAUUGGUCUGGGAGACUCCAGCACCUGGAAAAUACCCUUCCUGCCACGAUCCAUCUACCUGUUCAUUGCGCCACUUGCCGUCCCCAUCAUCACUCCUAUUGUCGCAUUUGGCCAGCUGAAGGGUCAGUCUGUGUUCCAGAUCGUACGGACCGUCGCGUGUGUGUGUGUUGGUUUUUUCUCUCAGUAUUACCUGCUCAGGAGUGUAUCUGGACUGUCGUGGAGCUCGGCUCUGAUCGUCAUGCAUUUGUGUCGAGCAAUGUUCUCCCUACCCUACAUACAUGUCAAUAUAUUUCAGCACAUUGGUCUGCCCAUGUUUUCUGCCACUAGUCGCCCCAAACGCAUCUAUCAGAUGACACAUGGCGUCCUGAAUCUACCCCGAAACCCACUGCUGGACUGGACCUUCGGACACUCGCUCAUCAACUGCCACGUGGAGCAUCACCUUUUCCCAUUCCUGUCCGACAACAUGUGCCUGAAGGUGAAGCCCAUCGUGUGUGAGUAUCUGCAGGAGAAGAAGCUGCCGUAUCAGGAGGACGCUUACCUGUCCCGCCUGCGGUACUUCUUCAACAACUAUCAGCAGCUCAUGGUGUUUGCUCCGCCAAUCACUGAACUGGUGGGAGUGCAGUGAGGAUGAGGAUGAAGGAGAAGAAAAACCUAGCUUCCAAUUGGCUAAAUGACAUUAUUGAAUGUAAAGAUCACUGCCUUAUACAGUGGCGUGAAAAAGUGUUUGCCCCCUUUUACUGAUUACUUAUUUUUUCACACUUCACCCAUUAAUGUUUCAGAUGAUCAAACACACUUAAAUAUUAGUCAAAGUAAACACAUCAUGCAGGUUUACAUGAAGAUUUUUAUUAUUAACGAAAAACAAAAGCAAGAAGGUCGCUGGUUCGGGUCCCGGCUGGGUCAGUUGGCGUUUCUGUGUGGAGUUUGCAUGUUCUCCUCAUGUUGGUGUGGGUUUCCUCCGGGUGCUCUGGUUUCCCCCACAGUCCAAACACAUGCGCUAUAGGGGAAUUGAUUAACUAAACUGGCCGUAGUGUAUGAGUGUGUGUAUGGGUGUUUCCCAGUACUGGGUUGCAGCUGGAAGGGCAUCAGCUGUGUAAAGUAUAUGCUGGAAUAGUUGGUGGUUCAUUCUGCUGUGGCGACUCCUCUGAUAAACAAGGGAUUAAGCCAAAGGUAAAUUAAUAAAUGAACGAAAAUACAUGCAAGAAAAUAAGAAAUUACUAAGGGGGCAAACAAUUAUUCACACCACUGUAUGCGCUGACCUCAGAUCAGUGAUCUGUGACCUCACUGCAGCUCUCGUCUUAUACGAGUUCUGACCUGAGAUCAGCUUUCUGUCUGAAUGCUAAAAAGAGGAAUUCAGUGCUUUAGCUUUGUUACAGAGUUCAGUGAGUUGCAGGAAGCGUUUAAUUCAACAUCUUACCUAAAAUAAAUAUUCAUAAAGAUUCAAAACAAUGCAUGCCAUUGGCCAGCUAAUAGAGUAUGUACUCAGAAAAUUAAUUAACGCUCUGACAAGUCUAUCUCAGAGUUAUGAGAAGACGGUCUUGAUGUUAUUAUGAAUAUUGAGGAUUUGUUCAAAACUUUUCUGUCUGGUUGCAUUAAGUCAGUUAAAACAUGGCCAGCUAACAGCUCUACUAGUGGUAAUCUAAUUUUAUUAGAUUAAAGUCACUUAAUCUACCUUUUAAUUGCUGAAUUGGGUAGCCUAUUAUGCACAGCAAACGUUUUAUAAGUGUUUCAUAAGCCACUGAUAAACAUCCGGUGAAAGGUUUAUGUGACUUUUUAUUUUCAUAAGGUUCAUUUUACAGCAUCAACGUUAUAAUAUAGUUAAAAAUAUAUAUUCAUUUAAAUAGACUUUCAUUCAUGUAGUUGUUCAAGUGUAAAAUUAGAUGAAAGACACACGUUUAUACACAAGCGUUGUCAAUAGCAGCAGGCGAGCGCUGAAACUCCAUUGAAAAUCCUGUGGUAAUACACACUCACCUGCCACUUUAUUAUCACUUAAUACACGUGUCCAACUGCUCGUUAACGCAAAUUUGUAAUCAGCCAAUCACAUGGCAGCAGCUCAAUGCAUUUAGGCAUGUAGACAUGGUCAAGAUGAUCUGCUGCAGUUCAAAGCGAGCAUCAGAAUGGGGAAGAAAGGGGAUUUAAGAGACUUUGAACGUGACAUGGUUGUAGGUGCCAGACGGGCUGCUCUGAGUAUUUCAGAAACUGCUGAUCUACUGGGAUUUUCACGCACAACCAUCUCUAGGAUUUACAGAGAAUGGUCCAAUAAAAAGAAAAUAUCCAGUGAGCGGCAGUUCUGUGGGCGCAAAUGCCUUGUUGAUGCCAGAGGUCAGAGGAGAAUGGCCAGACUGGUUUCAGCUGAUAGAAAGGCAACAGUAACUCAAAUAAGCACUCGUUAUAACCGAGGUCUGCAGAAGAGCAUCUCUGAACACACAACACGUCCAACCUUGAGGCGGAUGGGCUACAGCAGCAGAUGACCACACCGGGUGCCACUCCUGUGAGCUGAGAACAGGAAACUGAGGCUACAAUUCACACAGGCUCACCAAAACUGGACAAUAGAAGAUUGGAGAAAUGUUGCCUGGUCUGAUGGGUCUCCAUUUCUGCUGCCACAUUUGGAUGGUCGGGUCAGAAUUUGGCAUCAACAGCAUGAAAGCAUGGAUCCAUCCUGCCUUGUAUCAGCGGUUCAGGCUGCUGGUGGUGGUGUAAUGGUGUGGGGGAGAUUUUCUUGGCACACUUUGGGUCCAUUAGUACCAAUUGAGCAUCGUGUCAACGCCACAGCCUACCUGAGUAUUGUUACUGACCAUGUCCAUCCCUUUAUGACCACAGUGUCUCCAUCUUCUGAUGGCUACUUCCAGCAGGAUAACGCACCAUGUCGUAAAGCGUGAUUCAUCUCAGACUGGUUUCUUGGUCAUGACAAUGAGUUCACUGUACCCAAAUGGCCUCCACAGUCACCAGAGCUCAAUCCAAUGGGAUGUGGUAGAAGGGGAGAUUCGCAUCAUGGAUGUGCAGCCAACAAAUCUGCAGCAACUGCAUGAUGCUAUGGUGUCAAUAUGAAUAUAAUAAUUUCCAGCAUCUUGUUGAAUCUAUGCCUCGAAGGAUUGAGGCAGUUCUAAAGGCAAAAGUGGGUUCAACCCAGUACUAGUAAAGUGUACCUAAUAAAUUGGCCACAGAACAAUUAAAUUUAAUGGAGUGCUUCUUGUCUAGUCUGAGACUCACUUUAUUUCGUUUACCAGCAAGGCAGUGAAGAUCAUUGAAACUACGUGGCGAAUUUGUAACGGCGUGACCUUCACAGGAAGCGCUUGACCGACUGAAAAUUAAAAAUCUUUAGGAAAAAACAUUAUAUGGCUAACUUUUUUAGCGCUUCUGGCCACUGCUCUGUGAUAUAGUCUUGCAAAAAUAGAUUAUGCAUCAAUCAUAUGCCCUUUUGAUUUACUAAAACCUUUGAUGCAAAUAAAUGUUUGCAGAAUGUUUUUAUUAAUAUCUUUAAAAAUGCAAAGAGCAUUCACAAAGAGCAUUUCUUUUUAUAGCAUGAGAACAUUAGCAAAAUAUCGCUGGAUGUUUUCUCAGUAGCCUAAAUGUUCAAUAAAUAAUUAUGCUGCUUUUUAAAAUAUUGGCCAAAUGAAAGUGUAUUGAAGGUGACGCACUUCUCAAUGCUGUCUAGGUAGGGAGCUUGAUCGGUAGACCUAGAUGAAAGCCUGUGGAGACAGGAAGACUGAUUUCUUUAUUAAUUACAGUUGUAGAUGGACAUUUACAUUUGCUAACAACAGUCCUGUAAUCUGAGAACAAUAUUAAAAUGUAGCACAAGGUAGAGAUGCGUGCACAACUGUAAUGAAUAUGUUUAAGGUGCAGUAACAUGGCCUAAUUAAUCAUAUUCACAGUAUUGCACUUGUAAUUAUGCACUGAUUGAUUGUUUUUCAGCUUUUUAACCAAAAUCCUUCACAUUUGAUUUGCUUUUACUGAAUGCACGUGAAUGUUACUGCAAUGUGUGUGUGCGUGCGUGCGUGCGUGCGUGUGUGUGUGUGUUUGAGAGACUGUGUUUAUUCUCUUUCAGCUGAUUGAACAUUAGCACUGAUUUUUACUGACCAAAUAAACUGAAGUAAACACUCAA
This is a messenger RNA of Danio aesculapii, 4695 nucleotides long. It is a transcript of the gene fads6, whose product is annotated as fatty acid desaturase 6. NCBI's taxonomy places the organism in Eukaryota, Metazoa, Chordata, Actinopteri, Cypriniformes, Danionidae. The coding region runs from base 148 to 1221 and encodes 357 amino acids. Gene Ontology annotation, cellular component: membrane. The record is from RefSeq and is a predicted model, not a curated record. The transcript has 6 exons. Gene Ontology annotation, molecular function: oxidoreductase activity, acting on paired donors, with oxidation of a pair of donors resulting in the reduction of molecular oxygen to two molecules of water. Gene Ontology annotation, biological process: lipid metabolic process.